GGUUUGUUUACGUCUAGUUGCCACGUCCCGCCGUUAUUAACUGAUCGUCUCGCUGCAGUCCAGUUCAUGUGAAUAUUUAAAACGACCAUGUUGAUUCAGACCUUUGCUGUAGACUCACCAGUUGAGCUUCACGUGAACUCUUGCCCCUGAAGAUAACUCAGCUCUGUUUACCCCCUCCUCAUGUAGGACUUCUGACCCCUCAGGUGCUGCGGCGUAGGCUGACCAGGUGUAACUGCUACGUCUUUGGUUACGCCAUGCACGUGUCUCGGAGAAACACCAUGUUUUCGCUCGUGGUUGUUUUUGUAAGCUUUUCUGUAUCGUCGGCUGCGAACUCUUCUUAUGUCGCUGCUGUGUACGAACACAGUGUGGUCCUGAACCCGGAGCCUCACGCCCCCCUGUCCCGCCCCGCUGCCCUGCAGCACCUGAGGGAAAACCUGGAGAUCUAUGAGGAGCAGGCUGCACGAGCCGCUCAGCAGGGUGCCCAGAUCCUGGUGUUUCCAGAGGAUGGUCUUCAGGGAUUCAACUUCACUCGUUCAUCCAUCUAUAACUACCUAGAAACUGUUCCUGACCCCCAGCAGGAGAGCUGGAACCCCUGCACUGAUCCUGGAAAAUACAAAGACACUGAAGUUCUCCAGAGGUUGAGCUGUAUGGCCCGUCGUAACAACCUCUACCUGGUGGCCAACAUGCCUGACCUGCAGCCCUGUCCUCUGAGCACUGACCCCUCCUCUACCUGUCCCUCUGAUGGACGCUGGCAGUUCAACACUAAUGUGGUUUUCAGCUCGGAUGGCCUGCUGGUGGCCCGCUACCACAAAAACAACCUCUACUUUGAGGAGGCCUUUGACACUCCACCACAGCCUGAGAUCAUCACAUUUGACACUCCUUUUGCUGGAAAAUUUGGCCUCAUCACUUGCUUUGACAUCCUCUUCCAGGAGCCUACAGUUACCCUCAUUGAGAAGGGUGUGCGUCAGCUCAUCUUCCCAACCGCUUGGAUGAACCAACUCCCACUCCUGGAUACAAUCCAGUUCCAGCGGGCGCUCAGUUUGGGUGCCAAAGUCACCCUGCUAGCAGCAAACAUCCGUAAUGACCGUCUGAUCAUGACAGGAAGUGGCAUCUACACACCAUUCUCUGCUACCUACCACCACGCACAGAACGGAGACCCAGAGGAGGGCAGGCUGCUGGUGGCUAGGGUGCCAGUGUUAGACCCUGAGUGGUUGGGACAGAAGGAAACCACACAGGAGAGGACAGCUGAGUCUGGAUUCUGUCUUAAAGAGACCUGUUCUGAUGCUUCUUCAGUCCCUCCAUCCUCCAAUGCCUUCACUUCAUCUAUGAUGUAUGACCCGUUUACCUUUGUCCUCUUGAACGAGAUGGAGGGGGAAGUUAAUGUGUGCAAUGGCUCCUUUUGCUGCCGCCUGCAGUAUCAUCGCUUUCCACAUGAUGGCAGCAACGAGCUGUAUGCAUUGGGAGCAUUUGCUGGUACCCAUGUUGUGAAUGGGCGCUAUGCUGUGCAGGUUUGUGCACUCGUCCGUUGUGCAGGGUCGGACCCCAGCUCCUGUGGACAGAUAGCAGAAGAGGCUGAAUCUAGAAUGGACUUCCUUUUGGAGGGGAAGUUUGGGACCAAAUAUGUGUAUCCAUCAGUUUUAGCCAGCAAGAUGGUUCUAGAGCAGCCAGGGCAUUUUGAAAAAGGAGCAGACGGUAGAGUGAUCUUAAAACACUCAAACAUGGCUGGUGGGCUGGUCAGCGCCUGUCUGUAUGGACGGAUGUACCACCUGGACAAUGAAUGAAAUGCUUUUAAAAAUAUUCCAACCUUG
Cheilinus undulatus (humphead wrasse) is the source of this 1808-nucleotide messenger RNA. Its product is annotated as biotinidase-like. The record is from RefSeq and is a predicted model, not a curated record. Lineage: Eukaryota; Metazoa; Chordata; Actinopteri; Labriformes; Labridae. The transcript has 6 exons. Gene Ontology annotation, molecular function: hydrolase activity, acting on carbon-nitrogen (but not peptide) bonds, in linear amides. Bases 255 to 1781 code for a protein of 508 amino acids.